Aspergillus homomorphus CBS 101889 is the source of this 1473-nucleotide messenger RNA. RefSeq names its product adaptor protein STE50. Lineage: Eukaryota; Fungi; Ascomycota; Eurotiomycetes; Eurotiales; Aspergillaceae. Bases 1 to 1473 code for a protein of 490 amino acids. Gene Ontology annotation, biological process: signal transduction. The record is from RefSeq and is a predicted model, not a curated record. The transcript has 3 exons. Gene Ontology annotation, molecular function: protein binding.
AUGUCUCUCCACACCUCCUACCACGCCGACUCCGAUGCAGAUGAUGAGUACGAACGCAGCGUCAUCACAUCCCCACACCUAGCCACUGACUCAGAAGCAUCCCCCUCCGAGUCGGAUUUUCCGUCCGCCGAACAUACUCCGACCACCCUGGCCAACGUCGAGGACAACCCACGGUCUCCCAAAACAAUCAUCACAGAAUGGACGGCUGAUGAGUGCGCCCAUUUUGUUGCUGCCCUGGGUCUUCGUCAGUACUGCGCCGCUUUUCUAGAGAACGAGAUCGUUGGUGAAGCACUUAUCGCCCUGAAGCACGAUGAAUUGAAGGAAAUGGGCAUUGUUAGUGUGGGGCAUCGGUUGACUAUCCUCAAAAGCGUGUAUGAAACCAAGGUCAAGCAAGAUAUCCCGCUUGACGCAGAUCACUAUAUCCCGCUCUCUGCCGACCAAAGCAUGAACGAUGGCGCUACUCAGGAUGAUGUCGCCCGUCUUAUUCAGUCUAUUCGACUGCGAGACGAACGGAUAGUCACGGUGGAGCAAGAGCUGCGGCGUAUGGCGGAGGACUACCGGCGACUGCGAGAGGAACUUCUCCCUGUAUUCAAGAUGGCUAAGGAUCGAUCACAACCGCUACCGCCCCCGUCGGCGGUGCCCGGGUCCGGAAACGAAGCACAUCACGAACCUCCAAACCUGACUUCUCCGUCGGGAAUCACAAUUCUCGAUCGCUCAGGAUCAAUAUUAUCGAGAACAUUUUCUAAGAGGGUACAUACUGGGGGAACUACCCCCAAGACCAGCUCGCCCACGUACAUUCCACCUUCCAUCCACGAAGGGCGAAUGUAUAGUGAUGGCGGUGGGUUGGAUCCGUCGACGGCAAACUCAUCUCACAUGGCCAUGAUGAACGGGAAGGCACAGUUAUCGCCAGGGAUUCCGUCACCUACCUCUCCCGGAAUCUUGCACACGCAGACUUUGGCUUCAAGGGCCUACUCUCAGCCGAGUUCCGCCAGCAUCAAUCACGCUUCUUACAACCACCACGACGACACUCCUCCGACGCAAUCCCGCUCUGAUCGGCUCAAUCCGACCCCGACGCAAGCAACCCGUCCCGAUAUUCCAACACGGUCAGAUUCUCGAGCUACAGGCGAUCCGCCCAGCGUGGAGAUCUUCAAGUCUUUCCGAGUGUCAAUGGAUGAUCCCUGCCAUAAAGUUCUCCCAGCCGCUCUGAAGAAAUACAAUAUCAACGCGGACUGGAAGCAGUAUGCGCUGUAUAUAGUGUAUGGUGACCAGGAACGGUGUCUCGGGCUGGAGGAGCGGCCCUUGAUUCUGUUCAAGCAGCUCGAGAAAGAAGGCCGCAAGCCGAUGUUCAUGCUACGAAAACAAGUUCAUCCGCUUGAGAACAAUGUGUAUGCCGCUGGUAGCGGAUCAGCUCCGAACAGUGCUGGCUUUGAGGGCCGACAGGCUCAAAUCAACCUACCCGGUGGAGUUUUGUAA